Macroventuria anomochaeta is the source of this 1467-nucleotide messenger RNA. RefSeq lists its product as uncharacterized. The record is from RefSeq and is a predicted model, not a curated record. Gene Ontology annotation, molecular function: DNA binding; zinc ion binding. Lineage: Eukaryota; Fungi; Ascomycota; Dothideomycetes; Pleosporales; Didymellaceae. Gene Ontology annotation, biological process: DNA-templated transcription. The transcript is spliced from 4 exons. Gene Ontology annotation, cellular component: nucleus. Bases 1 to 1467 code for a protein of 488 amino acids.
AUGAAUCCACACAUGGCCGAAGACAUCACAGUAUUGCAGCAAUACCUGACCUCAAAUACGACUGCACGGCGAGCACCAUCUAAGCUCUACAGUACCAUAUCAACUGGCCCUGGAGGUGGUCCAGUCGUCUACCUGACGGUCCCGAAGAGACGCAGGGGUCUGAGAAACGCCAUGGACUCGGGUAGAGCGCAGAGGGAGGUCAUUGAGAAUGUCCUUGGCCCAUUUGCUUCUGAGGUACGAAAGGUCUACUUCGAACACCUACAUCCGUCUUUUCCAGUGUUGGACGAAAAGACAUUCUCAGAUAUGUGGCAUGAAGACAGCGAUCGUAUUUCAUCCACAAUCGUUUGUGAUCUGUACGCUUCCGCUUUACGGGUCUGGAGCCGGUCAGCCGUACUCUACAACCAGCCAAGGCCUGAUCCUCACUUCAUUUGGAAUCAAGCGGUCACUGCCCUCCAGGAUGACUUCAUGGCCCCAACCAUAUCAACUGUUCACGCAGCCGUUCUAGAUCUGCUAGGACGUCCUGUCAUUGGAGUUACAGGCAACAUUGUCAAUGCUGGCAGGAUCGUUACUCUCGCCCAGAGCCUAGGUCUGCACCGGGACCCUUCAUCAUGGAAAAUCACAAGCCACGAGAAGAGCGUGCGGAUCAACCUUUGGUGGGGUGUUCUCAUCCACGACUAUUGGUCCAGCAUCGGUCACGGCAUACCGCCCGCUAUUAAUCCUCAAUACUAUGAUGUACCUGUCCCUACCUUUGGCAAUACAGCAGGCUCAGACGAUCAAGCUCAAGCCAACAUGCGGGACAAUUCAACGUUUGUGCAGUUGUGUAAACUGAGCCAGAUUCUUGGCGACAUCCUUCCACUUAUCAAGCGGCGACUUCGAAAGACUGAUUCUACGACACCAUGCGCUGUCAACGGGUGUAACAACCUUUGGUUUGCUUGUUUGUCCCUGAAGGUCCUUGUAUGCCGAUUAUCUUUCAAAGCAGUUUUGGAAGAAGCCAGCAAAUCAUUCGAAGCCCGCCAAUAUCAUCUUGCUAUGCUCAGAGAUGCUGCUUCAGAGGUGGUGGACUCCGUCGUAUCUCUCACCGAGGCUCAGCUGCAGGAAUUCUGGAUGCCAUACACCUCCUACCUGCUGGUCACAUCAGCCACCAUUCUACUCAGGUGUACGAUCAAAAGCAAUGAUCUCGUCACCAAGAAAACAUGUGUGGCGAAGCUAUGGGGCCUUGCAGACUUCUGCCUUGAGAGGUGUAAUGAGCCUAUUCAGAAGGUUGCAGAUGCUAUUGGUAUGCGCUCACUUCACCCCUCAGCAGUGACACCGUUCGAUGAAGCGACUGUGUCGCCCUCUAGGGAAUCUGAUUUGAGGCCCAAUGACUCAGUAUUCAUGAGUGAUCUGUUUCUCCCAAUAGACUCACUCGAUUACCCCUGGGAAACAUUGUGGGAUGGCAUCGAAGGGCCAUGGUCUAUACAGCUAUAA